Molecule: messenger RNA, 2610 nt
Organism: Prosopis cineraria
Lineage: Eukaryota; Viridiplantae; Streptophyta; Magnoliopsida; Fabales; Fabaceae
Product: pentatricopeptide repeat-containing protein At1g33350-like
Biological process (GO): RNA modification
Molecular function (GO): RNA binding; protein binding
Source: RefSeq, a predicted model, not a curated record
CAUAAGCCAUGCCUUUGCGAAUUCUAUGUGCAAAUGUGCAUCACUUCCAUUCACUCGCGGAAGCUACUGAACGAGCGGUGCAUGAUCCGAUGAAUCUGAAUCAACAUGUCUUAUCACUCCUUGCAAAAAGCAACCAUCUUGGUCAUCUCAAGCAACUCCAAGGCUACCUCACCGCCCUCGGCCAUGCCCAAACCCAGUUCUACGCUUUUAAGCUCGUCCGCUUCUGUACUCUCACUCUUUUCAAUCUCCAUUACGCUCGCGUUAUCUUCAACCACCUCAAAUCACCCAACAUUUUUCUCUACACAGGCAUGAUCACCGCUUAUGCCUCUCAACCUGAUCACGUCUCCGCCUUCCUGUUGUUCCGCGACAUGGUUCGCCGAAGAAAUCCCGAACCCAACCAGUUUAUCUACCCUCACGUUUUGAAGUCAUGCCCUGAGGUUUUGGGAUCGAAUGGCACCGGUUUGGUUCAUGCCCAGGUUUUGAAAUCGGGUUUUGAGCAAUAUCCCGUUGUGCAAACGUCUCUCGUGGAUUCUUACUCGAGGAUUUUGGGCAAUGUGGGGAAAGCUAGGAAGGUUUUUGAUGAAAUGUGUGAGAGAAAUAUUGUGUCUUGGACGGCCAUGGUUUGUGGGUAUGCGAGGAUGGGGGAUAUUGAGAAUGCCAUGAAGUUGUUCGAUGAAAUGCCUGAGAGAGACGUCCCCUCUUGGAAUGCUAUCAUUGCGGGAUGCACUCAGAAUGGGUUUUUCUCCGAGGCAAUUAGACUGUUUAGAAAAAUGGUUAUUCUUGCCAUGGAGAAACAGUUGCAAUUUCGAUAUAUGAAGCCAAACCAAGUUACAGUUGUCUGCGCGCUUUCUGCAUGUAGCCACACUGGGAUGCUUCGGCUUGGAAAGUGGAUACAUGGUUACUUAUACAAAAACGGGUUUGUUCUUGACUCGUUUACAUCAAAUGCUCUUGUGGAUAUGUAUGGCAAAUGUGGAAACCUUGAACAGGCACGAAAGGUUUUUGAGAUGAAUCAAGAAAAAGGCUUAACAUCAUGGAAUUCAAUUAUCAAUUCUUUUGCGCUUCAUGGGCACAGUGAUUGCGCAAUUGCCAUGUUUGAGCACAUGAUGGAGUGUUGUGAGGGUAUAAGACCUGAUGAGGUCACCUUCAUUGGUUUGUUAAAUGCCUGUACUCAUGGAGGAUUAGUUGAAAAAGGUUUUUAUUUUGAAAUGAUGGUGCAAAAAUUCAACAUAGAGCCACGGAUUGAACACUACGGAUGCUUGAUAGAUCUUCUUGGUCGAGCAGGCCGAUUUGAUGAGGCAAUGGAAGUUAUGAGGGGCAUGAGCAUGGAACCUGAUGAGGUUGUUUGGGGUUCUUUGCUUAAUGGCUUCAAAAUUCAUGGCCGUACAGAUUUGGCAGAAUUGGCAGCCAAGUUAAUUGAAAUUAAUCCAAACAAUGGAGGUUAUGGCACAGUGCUGGCUAACAUAUAUGAGGAGUUAGGAAAGUGGGAUGAAGCUAGGAAGGUAUGGAGAACAUUGAAGGAGCAAAAUUCUUAUAAAAUCCCAGGCUGUAGCUGGAUUGAGGUUGAUGAUCAAGUUUGUCAGUUCUACUCUGUUGAUAAAUCAAAUCCAAGAACAGAAGAAAUAUGUAGUAUUUUGGAAAGCCUCACUGGUUUUAGAAAUGAAGUCAUCGUUGAUCUUGAUCCCCUCACGCUUUAGAAAUCCACCUUGCCAGAUUUGUAGUACGUAAACAAAGAAGAGAGGAAGGCAUCAAAAUCAUAUCUGCCUCUUUAAUGGUUCUGCCUGCACAGAUGGCGAUCAAGGAAGGGUUUUGGACUUUGAAAAACUCAACCUUGAAGCUUUCAAACAAGUUUUUGAGAUCUCUGGUGAUAAAUGAAGAGCCAAAAAAGUGAGGAGAGAUAAGCAGGGAGAUUAUUGAUGUCGUACCUGCAAUGGUGGUAUAAAAGGAAAAGGAAGUGUGAAUCGAAACUCAAAACUAAUCACAUUAGGCAACACAAAGCUUGCUGAUGAUUUUGUUUUUUGGGGGUGAAUAGGAUAAAAAUCAGAUAGGAUUGGAAUACAGUCACAGCCAAAAAUUUCAAUGGAUUGGUUCUUUUGUAGUUUUGAAGAUCGAUCGGACUAGAAUGGAAGUGAAAGGAAUAAGAAAUUUGGGUCGUAGGUUUGCAAAUCUUGAAUUGUGGUCCUGCCCCAUGAUUAAGCCUAAGAUACCUCAUCCAUUCAAGUCGCAUGCCCACAUAACAAGACAAGACUCAAGAUUCAGUAUUCUUGUAGCUCUGGCCACAAUCACGAUGCCAGAAUCCAGACUAGGUUUUUUUACAUGCUCAGCUUUCUAAUGCAACGCGAGUACAGAAAAUACUCAGACCUCAGAGAGAUAAUCAUGAUCAAUGGUAGAGUUGAGGACUUGAUUCGAAGAUUAGCUUCCACUGCUUUGCUUUGAGGAUCAGGAUACUCUCGUCAUGUACGGGAUGUCAAAUAGAAUUAACAUUCUCUGUGCUAUAGCUCUUGAAAUUUCUUGGAGCUAACUUUUAGAUUGUUCAAUUGUAUGAUGUUGGAAUUCGUUGAAAGCCAAUGUAAAUAUGUUCAACCGCAGUUUAAGGGAAUAGUUUGUAGAUGA